GUUAACCCGCUGCGCUAUUGCUUGACUUCCAUUUACUAGAUUUUUGUGUGUGUUUUUGGUGAAGAAAAAUUAAAAGGUUGAAAGAGAUGUCAGUAGAAUUUGUGGGCUUUGUCAUGGUCCUAAUAGGCAGGAUAACUCGCUAAAUGUUUCCAUAACCUCUUCUGUUUCCAUUAUACAGCUAGGGUAUUGUACCUUGUAUUCACUACAGUGUCUUCCAUCUAGGGCCCAUACUGUCCAGUGAAGAGGCUGUGCUGCUAGGUGUAAACAGAGUCUCAAGCUAUUGCUGCGAUUGAUCUUCCCUUUUCUGGCCUGAAAGACAUUCAGGGAAAGAGGAAGAGAUGGCAGUUUCUUGGGGCUCAGUGACCUAUGAAGAUGUAACUGUGAUAUUCACUCAAGAGGAGUGGGCACUAUUGAAUCCUUCAGAGAAGAAACUCUACAGAGAUGUGAUGUGUGAAAAUUUGAGGAACUUUCUUUCAAUAGAAAAGAUACAAGAACAUUCCACCAAAGGGCAGCAUAUCUUGCAUGGCAGUAAACAAAGUAAUACAACAGUAAAAGUCUCUGAGGACAAAGAUAGUCAGAACGCUGGAAUAUCUCAAGAAUGUGAAGUAUACAGCAAAUUAUUCACUUAUCCUAUUCAUCUUCAAAAACACAUAAGAAUUCACGGUGGAGAGAAACCCUCUGAAUAUAAACAAUGUAAUGGAACAUUCAAGAGAUCCAGUCACCUUUGGAAACAUGAAAAAACUGACAGUGGAGAGAAACCCUAUGAGUGUAAACAAUGUAGUAAAACAUUCAGUCAAGCUGGUCAUUUUCAUAUACAUGAACGAACUAACAGUGGAGAGAAACGCUAUAAAUGCAAACAAUGUAGUGAAACAUUCAGUUGGCCCAGUAAUCUUUGGGCAUAUGAAAGAAUUCACAGUGGAAAGAAACUCUAUGACUGUAAAUUGUGUAGUAAAACAUUCAGUCAAUCCAGGAGUCUUCUGACACAUGAAAGAAUUCACAGUGGAGAGAAACCCUAUGAAUGUAAACAGUGUAGUAAAACAUUCAGGCAAUCUAGUAGUCUUUGGGCACAUGAAAGAAUUCACAGUGGAGAGAAACCCUAUGAAUGUAAACAGUGUAGUAAAACAUUCAGUGAUUCCAAAAGUCGUCGGAGACAUGAAAGAAUUCACAGUGGAGAGAAACCCUAUGAAUGUAAACAAUGUAGUAAAACAUUCAAUUAUUCCAGUAGUCUUCGGGCACAUGAAAGAAUUCACAGUGGAGAGAAACCCUAUGAAUGUAAAUUGUGUAGUAAAACAUUCAGGCAAUCCAGUAGUCUUCGGGCACAUGAAAGAAUUCACAGUGGAGAGAAACCCUAUGAAUGUAAAUUGUGUAGUAAAACAUUCAGGCAAUACAGUAGUCUUCGGGCUCAUGAAAGAAUUCACAGUGGAGAGAAACCCUAUGAAUGUAAAUUAUGUAGUAAAACAUUCAGGCAAUCCAGUAGUCUUCGGGCACAUGAAAGAAUUCACAGUGGAGAGAAACCCUAUGAAUGUAAAUUGUGUAGUAAAACAUACAGUUCUUCCAGUAGUCUUUGGGCACAUGAAAGAAUUCACAGUGGAGAGAAACCCUAUGAAUGUAAACAGUGUAGUAAAACAUUCGGGCAAUCCAGUCAUCUUCGGAGUCAUGAAAGAAUUCACGGGAGAGAAACCCUAUGAAUAUAAACAAUGUAGUAAAACAUUCUGGCAGUCUGGUGGUCUCCAGAGACAUGAAAGAAUUCACAGUGGAGAGAAACCCUAUGAAUGCAGUGUAGUAAAACAUUCAGUUGUUGCAGUAGUCUUCAGUAACAAUAAAACCUAUAAUAAAAAUGGAAAACAAAGGCAACAAAAGGAAAAAUAAAAAUAUAAUGAAAAAGACACAAAAACCUUUAUUUUGGUUCAUCACUCAUGAAGUUUUCACUUUUGCAGUUAGGGAGCAGGGCUUGAAUUUGGUUCCUUUUGCAUGGUACCAUGUGCACUGCACUAAACCCUACCACUAAGUCCCCAUUGAAAAAAAUUUUUAAUACGGUAAGGUUUUGUAUCAUCUAAACUAGACCAAAAAAAAAAAAAAAAGAAAAAGAAUGUUGGGAGUCAGGGUGUAGUGCAGGUGGCACAAAGCCCAAGGACCUGUGGCUGAGAAAGCUGUGGUAUACACACACAAUGAGAUACUAUGCAGCUAUUAAG
This is a messenger RNA of Erinaceus europaeus (western European hedgehog), 2192 nucleotides long. RefSeq names its product zinc finger protein 709-like. The transcript is spliced from 4 exons. Lineage: Eukaryota; Metazoa; Chordata; Mammalia; Eulipotyphla; Erinaceidae. The coding region runs from base 339 to 1688 and encodes 449 amino acids. Gene Ontology annotation, biological process: regulation of cytokine production; regulation of immune system process; negative regulation of transcription by RNA polymerase II. The record is from RefSeq and is a predicted model, not a curated record.